AUGCCUGUGGUCAUCGUUCUCGCAGCUCUCAUCUGGAGCAGUGGCUCGGCGCUGGCCCAGACAUACGGAGAUGACUUGUCGCCCGUUCUGACAGUCUGCGAUCAGAGUGCUGGUCAGCAAAUGUCAGCUGAAGUCGGUACGACCAAAGACUUUGCCGGUUUGUCCAGCUCAGGACAAUGUACCACUGCAACAACGACCCCAGACAACAAUUACGAGUUCUGUCCCAACCCUUUCCUCAUUUCGUUCAUCGCCGACAGUACUAGCGACAACAGGUUCGAAUGCACUGAAUCUCUCGCUGAAUACUGUGGGGCUUCCGACAGCACGACCAACAACUGCCCGACCGGUACUGAAUGUAUUUACACUACCGACUAUGCCGAUGACUCGACUUUCUGGUCGUGCGGUGUCGUAUGCGGGUACGAAGGUGAUUCUCAAAUUUGCUCGGACGCAGGUGCAAAGCUUUUGAAUGGAAACUAUGUCACGUACUGCGAUACCAUUUCGGAUCAAUGUGGUAUCUGUUCUUCUGCCAAUGAACUGCAACCUGGGAACACGGACACUGGAGGUUGUGCUACACCAGUAAGCGCUUACCCAGCCACAUCAUCGGGUACCUGGCGUAAACGUGCCCAGAUGAAAGCAUUGGAUAUGGCAUCCGUAGAGAAUCUUGGAUGUCCAACUGGAACGAAGAAAUGCGGCACUGAAGAUUCGUUCGAAUGCGUCGACGUCAUGAACGACCUUCAUUCAUGUGGAUCAUGUCCAAACGAGGGCGGUAUCCGAUGUGAUACAUUACCUGGAAUCAUCAUGGGCGACAUCACCUGUCAGGCUGGUCUGUGCACUUCGACAACUUGCGCCGAGGGGUACGAGUUAUGGGAACGUUCAUGUGUCUUGCCGAGUGUUGCUGCAAGCUUCAGAGAGAUCGCUUCAAGAUCCCCAACACCUGUCUCAGUGGAGGAACUAUCGAUACAGAAGAAGAAGGCAGAAUCAGAAAAUGCUUUCAGCUACCCGAUCGCCAAUAGGAAGGAUGUUGCCAUCAAGCAUUGGCAAACUGUCGAGAUCAUCGGACAAUAG
Kockovaella imperatae is the source of this 1062-nucleotide messenger RNA. RefSeq lists its product as hypothetical. Lineage: Eukaryota; Fungi; Basidiomycota; Tremellomycetes; Tremellales; Cuniculitremaceae. The record is from RefSeq and is a predicted model, not a curated record. The coding region runs from base 1 to 1062 and encodes 353 amino acids. The transcript has 2 exons.